Messenger RNA from Exophiala viscosa, 3159 nucleotides. RefSeq lists its product as uncharacterized. Gene Ontology annotation, cellular component: cell cortex of growing cell tip; actomyosin contractile ring. The coding region runs from base 1 to 2694 and encodes 897 amino acids. The record is from RefSeq and is a predicted model, not a curated record. Gene Ontology annotation, molecular function: MAP kinase scaffold activity. The transcript is spliced from 2 exons. Lineage: Eukaryota; Fungi; Ascomycota; Eurotiomycetes; Chaetothyriales; Herpotrichiellaceae.
AUGCAAGCAACAAUGCCGCCUCCCUCACGAGGGUCGGAAUUAUCUCCCGUGUCUACAGGGAGUGAGUGGUCGGGCGUGAACACAUACAACCAACUCCCGCGCAAUGAUGGCCCUUUCGCACCAUACAAGUCCUCCGGCGACGACUAUCCCCUCAAAACACCACCUUUUCCUCGGCCUCAAGCCAAUGGAAGCAUGUCCUAUGGCCCAGGCCCCCUCGACCCUUUCGGGCAACGACAAACCUCGGAGUCUGGCUCUCGAGGCUCGUCGAGAGCCGGCUCGGUUGCCGCCUCCCGGUCGAGUGAUGGGACCAUCUCGGACGAGCAAAGUAGGAGAUACAAGAGAAUGGAGGCGCAAUUAUUCCAACAUUAUACCAUACUGAAAGGAUAUCUGAAAGGAGGCACGCAAGUUCCACCUCGCCCUAACAAGGCUCGUGACAAGCUCUUGCGUCUCUCCCCAGUCCAAUUUCACGAAUUAAGCACCGACGUCUUUGACGAAUUACAAAGAAGACAAGCCGCGGCGCCCUUACCAGGACGGCCACCACGGCAACAAAACGUUCCUCCAUUCUUACAACCACGUCCCGACUUCCAUGAGAAGCGCAACCAAGCCAGACAGAAGCUGUCGUCGCUCCAAGCUCCGCGCUUCAAAGAUCUGUCAACCGAUGUCUUCUGCGAACUGGAGAGAAGAUUUCCCCAGUUUGCGCGCGGUGAUGGACCACGGAGGGAAAGUGACCGAUCACAUUCGAGAGGCCCGACAGGCAGUUUCUCCUCUCGAGACGGCUCCAACGGCUUUGGUCCUCCACCACGCGCUCAAACUUUCGGUUCCGGUCCUGGCUAUUCUCAACGAAAUGAAUCUGUCACGAAUAUUCCACAAUUUGACAACCCUCCGCCCAGUGACUACGGUCGCCCAAUGGCUAAACAGUUUCAAAGCAACACCAUUAUGCCCAAUAAGAGUAUGAUGGUAGAGGACGAGGACGAUAGUCAAGCCAUGGAUUCCAAGUAUGAUCGUUCCAGCGAUGCGUUUGGCCUAGAGAGUUCUCUUGCCAGUCCACGAAGUGAUCGAGAUACAUCAGCCACUUCGCAAAGCGGGGUCAGCUCCAAAUACAAAAGCAAUCAGCCAGCCCUGACAGAAAUGGAAGACAGGCUCUCUCAGUUGGAGCUGAGUUUGGAAUCAAAAGAUGCCGAGAUUGGUGAUUUGACGGCUCACUCUGAUCAGUGGAAAGCCACGACUCGAGAACUGGAAAAGAAGCUUCAAGCGGCAGAAGACCUAAACAAAUCCUUGAAGGAUGAAAUCGAAAGGUUGAAGGUGGAGCAGCCACAUAACAGCGGAGAAGACGUCCUUUGGAAAACCAAAUACCUGCAACUCGACCAAAAUCACGAGAAUCUACAGGGUCGCCUGGCGCAACAACAAGAGCUGACUGACGAAGUUCGCCAGCAAGCUCAGACCUUCUUGCAGGAGAUGAGAGCCAUGGCCGAAUCAGGAGGCAAUCUGGACCGUGAGCAGAAGCUACAAGCAGAUGUUCACAAACUCGAGGAAGAGGUCAAAGAGUGGAAGGCUCGAUAUGUCAAGACCAAAACCGCGCUCCGCAGCGUUCGAGCCAGCUCACUAGGACUCAGCAUCGCUCGUCCAGAUGCCAGUCGGCACGCGGCUGCUCUCCAGGAUCAAGCAGGCUUGGUCAAAGACGUCCACGUUACCAAAUUCCAGAUCUCCAUUGAUGAGCUGCUCCGUAUCGCCAGGUCUGACAGUCCUGCUGCUGUACUUGACCAUAUGAAGACAGUGGUAUUGGCUGUGCGGGCCAUCACUUCAGACAUUGACGCGGAUGCGACUGCGGACAAGUCUGACGAGGUCGCGAAGCGAAGGACCAAGCUCAAAAGCAAGGUGUCGGCUACAGCCAACAACCUCAUCACGGCAUCCAAGAAUUUCGCUUCCGCAAAUGGGCUUUCCCCUGUCAGUCUUGUGGAUGCAGCGGCUUCGCAUUUGACGGCGGCAGUAGUCGAUCUUCUGCAUACCGCGAAAAUUCGUCCCACCCCUCCUGGUGAGCUGGAAGACAAUGACGACGGCACACUCGAACCAAUGCAGAGCAAUGGAUACUUCAACAUUGCCGAAAGCCUUCGAAGAAGAAGUGCCGUCGAAAGCAUCUACAGCGCUCUGAGUACUCCGCCCGAUACUAGAAAUGUUUCUAUGCAAGCGGCCCAAAAGAAUGGCUCCGGCUAUGUGAACGGUGCGGGACUUGGUAUUCAGUCUACGUAUGGCACCAGCCAAGAGGAGGCGGACCUUGAGGAUCUUAAGAUGUACCUCGAGGAUCGAACCGAUGUAUUGGUCCAAUCCAUUACUCUCUUCGUCGAUGCCAUCCGCAACGAUGAAGAUAUGCCUGUGGUCCGCGACCAUAUCUCCGCCAUUGCCGCCACGAUCGAAAACGUCGUAUCAUCGGUGGAACGAACAAGGAAUGAGCCGUCAUCAUACCAAUCAAUUUUGACUGAGAGGUUAGGGCCGAUUAUCUCGAUCUUACAGGACUGCGGGGAGCAGCUUUCGCAGGCAAGUACGAAUUCGACAGCCUAUGAGGGGCGACCUGAGAGCAAAGAGUUCAUGCAGAAGCUACCUCCCCUGGCGUUCCAGGUUGCACGAGAGACAAAGGAACUCGUGUCAAGAGUCAUGGCCAUUGAAGCGGGACAUGGUGAGGCCGAAGAUUUUAGCUGAUAGCAACUCACCACAAUACGGGAGUUUGUACGGCUGGAAGACGAAAGUGCUACGAUGUUUAUGGGCAUGAGUAUCGAUGUAUGAUAAUGUAUCAAUAUUGGUUAGAUACCUACUGUUGAUGUGCCACCCCUUGAUGGAAGCCCUUGAAGCCCCUUUUUCUCUGGAUGCACGUGACAGCUUGGCAUCUCGAUUGACAUGACAGGCUGUCGAGCUUUUUUUCUCUUACAGCUCCAUUAUCAAGACAUUCUCCAACCAGAAAGUUCUUCUCCUGCAUCAUUGUACAUUACAGUAUUCGUUUGUAAGAUUAUAUCAUUUUCCAUCUUGGGUUUCUUUCGGGUUCCGGCCACACGAUUUCUCAGGCAUCCCUUACGACAUCGUUGCGUGGUGCAUAUUUAGACUAAGCGAUUACACCUGCGCCCCCUGGCAUCAUUGAAAAAGGCGUCGUUCUUGAGCUCUUGCAACCCA